AUGCUUGACGACACAGCGGACAUAGCUACAAUUGAUGCAAUGGGAACACGGUUUCGCCAAGCAUUCGUGCAAGCUCUGAUGAGAGUGAUGGAAACUGACGUAGCAGAAAUGACGUUUGCGGAGAUCAUUGAUGGGCUUCCUACAAUCGGCUCAUACCAAGAUUUCCACUGGCCGCAGGAUGGUCAUCCCGCUACUCAACACUUUGAGGUGUGCCCAGGAAUGAUCGAAAAAGCUCGUCAGCUACGUUCUGAUUAUCCUCCCACAAGAUUGAAGUUCCACUUACCGUUACUACGCGCUUUUGAAGAGGCCACUAUCGAUUCACGGCCCUUCCACUUACGACUGUUUGAGCUGUUGGCCGUGUCCAUUCACCAGAUUGCGGUAUACUCGUACCAACAGGGCGGCUUCAACCAUACACAUCAAGACUAUCAAAAAUGGAUAGAUUCACCACGCGAUACUCGUCGAUGGGAUGGGUAUCGACACCCAACAGCUUUCUGUCAUAGCUUCUAUAUCGCAGUUGAGCGUUAUCCCAACGGGGAUGCCGAUACCGUUGGAUACUGGGCUGAAGCGAAAAUAUUUGGUGGGGUCUUAGUAUUUGACCGUGGGGAAUCAGAAUCAGAGUGCAACGAGCUGUAUCUCCAUGCCAGACGACGAGUAGGCCCCUUUACUUUAUUCCCCCUUACAACGGCCCAGUUUGAGGGAUUCGUCGACUUCCUUCUCGGCGAUACAGAAGAGCCUGCUGCCUCGCGAAGUCCUCUCCCAUUUAGAGCGACGUCGGAGAAUCGUUGGCGGUGGCAUAACUGGGAUACCAUAACUCGAUAUCACAUAUUCCGUGACAAGUACGAGCGAACCGUCCAACCAACCAAACCAGUUGGCGGUGUCAAGUCGUCGGUAGACUGGCCGGAGAUAGGUGACGAGCUAUAUCUUAUUGGGGCCAUGCAAGAUUAUUGGGAUGGUCAGCCGGUAGAUAAAGAUAAGGUUCGGGAGGCUCUGGAGCAUUUGUAA
This is a messenger RNA of Fusarium fujikuroi IMI 58289, 1002 nucleotides long. RefSeq lists its product as uncharacterized. The coding region runs from base 1 to 1002 and encodes 333 amino acids. NCBI's taxonomy places the organism in Eukaryota, Fungi, Ascomycota, Sordariomycetes, Hypocreales, Nectriaceae. The record is from RefSeq and is a predicted model, not a curated record. The transcript has 3 exons.